Molecule: messenger RNA, 1113 nt
Organism: Penicillium mononematosum
Lineage: Eukaryota; Fungi; Ascomycota; Eurotiomycetes; Eurotiales; Aspergillaceae
Product: polyketide synthase
Exons: 1
Coding region: 1-1113 (370 amino acids)
Biological process (GO): amino acid activation for nonribosomal peptide biosynthetic process; secondary metabolite biosynthetic process
Cellular component (GO): cytoplasm
Molecular function (GO): phosphopantetheine binding
Source: RefSeq, a predicted model, not a curated record
AUGAUCCAGGCGACCCCUUCCUUUUGGCAGAUGCUGCUGGAUGGCGGCUGGCAGGGUCAACCUCGGCUGGUCAAGAUUCUGACGGCCGGCGAGCCCAUCUCGCGUCGACUGCUCGACCGUUUGCUCGGCUACGCAGACAUGGUGUGGAACGGGUAUGGCCCAACCGAAGCGACCGUGUACGCGAGCGUGGGGAGGGUGAGCCGAGACGAACAAGAUAUAAUUAUCGGACAUCCUAUCACAAAUUUUCAGCUGUACGUCCUGAAUCCGGAGGACCUAACACCCAUGCCGGUCGGUGGGCUGGGUGAGGUAUACAUCGGCGGUUGCGGUGUGAACUGCGGGUACCGUAACAAUCCGGACAUGACCAAGGAGCGAUUCCUCGAAAACAAUCCAUUUCAUCAGGGCCGGUUGUACCGUACUGGCGACCUGGCCCGGUUCCUCGCCCCAGGCAAGCUCAAUCUCGUGGGCCGUGUCGACAGCCAGGUUAAAGUUCGGGGAUACCGCAUCGAGCUGGGAGACAUCUCAGCGGCCAUCACGGAGCAUGAGGAGGUCUCGGCGGCUGUGGUGGUCACCAGGGACGAUCAGCUUGUCGCCUACUUUAUGCGCAAGGAUACCAAUCGCCAGGGACCUCUAGACCAUGCCUUACGCGCGUGGCUAGCCCAGCGCCGGCCGGCUUACAUGAUGCCCGCCUGGUUCGUUGAAAUGAAUAGCUUUCCGAUGACAUUGAAUGGUAAGAUCGACCGAAAGGCGCUCCCAGAUCCUACUAAAGGAGCUCGAGCCAUCACCGCACAACCCCAAACAGAGCUGGAGCGUCGCGUGCUGGCUGUUUGGUCGCAAGUCUUGGGCCAUGCCGGCAUCGGGAUUAACGACAAUUUCUUUGAGGUGGGGGGGCAACUCCCUUCGUCUUCCACGUGUCAAGGCAGAGUUGGAGGAAGUCCUGGGCCGACCAGUGCAGAUAGCAAAACUCUUCGAGUACUACACCAUCAAGUCUCUAGCAGCGUACCUCGAGUGCAGCCAAAACGAGGAGCAUACCACCACAAACGGGAGGCCUCCAUCUGGUCCUACUUUCCCGCAACAGGCACAGCAACAAAACCCAAGCAACCCUCCCAGUUCUAG